CUGGAUUUAUAUCGCUAUAGCUAUUAUCGUCGCCCUCUCCGCAAUAAUCUCCUUCUAAUUUUUCACAAUGGCUCGUCAAUUCUUCGUUGGUGGUAACUUCAAGAUGAACGGUACCAAGGACUCGGUCACCAAGAUCAUCGACAACUUGAACUCCGCUGAAUUGCCUACUUCCGUCGAAGUGGUCAUCGCUCCUCCUGCCCCAUACUUGGCUUUGGCUGUUGCUGAAAACAAGCAGCCCACCAUUGCUGUCUCUUCCCAGAACGUCUUUGACAAGGCUUCAGGUGCCUACACCGGAGAAAUCUCGCCAGCCCAGGUUUUGGACUUGGGUGCCAAAUGGACUUUGACCGGCCACUCCGAAAGAAGAACUAUCAUCAAGGAGUCUGACGAAUUCAUCGCCGACAAGACCAAGUUCGCCUUGGAAUCAGGCUUGUCAGUUAUCUUGUGUAUCGGUGAAACCUUGGAAGAGCGUAAGGCUGGUAUCACCUUGGACGUUUGUGCUAGACAAUUGGACGCUGUUUCCAAGAUCGUUUCCGACUGGUCCAACAUCGUCGUUGCCUACGAACCAGUGUGGGCUAUCGGUACCGGUUUGGCUGCUACUCCUCAAGAUGCCCAAGACACCCACAAGGGUAUCAGAGACCACUUGGUCAAGACCAUCGGUGCCGAACAAGCAGCUGCUGUGAGAAUCUUGUACGGAGGCUCUGUUAACGGCAAGAACGCUCCAGAGUUCAAGGACAAAGCCGAUGUCGAUGGGUUCUUAGUCGGUGGUGCUUCGUUGAAGCCAGAGUUUGUUGACAUCAUCAAGUCCAGAUUGUAGAUAUAGUCUAAAAGAUAUGAUUGAGAAAUAUAUGCUUGAACUUUGAAA
Molecule: messenger RNA, 862 nt
Organism: Scheffersomyces stipitis CBS 6054
Lineage: Eukaryota; Fungi; Ascomycota; Pichiomycetes; Serinales; Debaryomycetaceae
Gene: TPI1
Product: triose-phosphate isomerase
Exons: 1
Coding region: 68-814 (248 amino acids)
Biological process (GO): gluconeogenesis; glyceraldehyde-3-phosphate biosynthetic process; glycerol catabolic process
Cellular component (GO): cytosol
Molecular function (GO): triose-phosphate isomerase activity
Source: RefSeq, a predicted model, not a curated record